Molecule: messenger RNA, 579 nt
Organism: Strongylus vulgaris
Lineage: Eukaryota; Metazoa; Nematoda; Chromadorea; Rhabditida; Strongylidae
Source: the annotation of a GenBank genome assembly
AUGCAUAGUUCCUCACUUAAUUACGAUCUCCGGCCUGAAAAUUUGCUAAUUGACUUGGAUGGGAACUUGCAGUUGACGUACUAUGGAAAAUGGCACAAUACCGGUCGACCAAAAGAUGUUGUCGAAGGUUACAGUGCACCAGAAUGUUUCAAAUAUGGUUGGAUUCCAAGUGUGGAGAAUGACGUAUGGACGUUAGGUGCGCUAAUGUUUGAGCUGUUAAGUGGAAGAGCACUUGUGAAUGCAGCACCACAUGGAGUUACAGCAUGUGAAGAAUUACCAUUUCCGGAUGAUGUGUUGAUUUCUUUAGCAGCACGAGAUUUAUUGUCACAAUUACUGAGUGAUAUUACUGCACGUCCCUCACUUGAGACUGUUCGAGCACAUGCAUUUUUUCGAAAUAUCGAUUGGUCUUUGUAUGAUAAUCCACAUACGGGUACUUUUGACAAAGAUUCAGCAUCUACAACCAGCUGCUCAGCGGCUGAGCUGAGAAUGGGCCGAGUAUCUGGCGAGAGCGACUCGGGAUUGCCACCUUACGUGCCUGAUCUAUUGGAUACUGUAGUGGAUAAUGAAGAGUGUGGCUGA